Messenger RNA from Myxozyma melibiosi, 1932 nucleotides. Its product is annotated as ATP-dependent rRNA helicase SPB4. Gene Ontology annotation, cellular component: nucleolus. The coding region runs from base 36 to 1862 and encodes 608 amino acids. The record is from RefSeq and is a predicted model, not a curated record. Gene Ontology annotation, molecular function: ATP binding; nucleic acid binding. NCBI's taxonomy places the organism in Eukaryota, Fungi, Ascomycota, Lipomycetes, Lipomycetales, Lipomycetaceae. The transcript is spliced from 4 exons.
GAUCUGUAUCUGACUGCGGUUGAGUGGACUUCGACAUGGCUUCUCGGGAUUGGAAUCAGCUGUCGCCGAGGCUGACAUCAUGGGUAGCCGAUGCGGUUCAGUCGAUGGGAUAUGCCAAAAUGACGCCAGUGCAGGCUUCAGUGAUUCCUCUGUUUUGCGGGAACAAGGACGUCGUUGUUGAGGCGGUUACAGGAUCCGGGAAGACGAUAGCAUUUGCUAUUCCAAUCAUCGAACGACUGCUCAACACAAGCUUAGUUUCGCGAGGCCGUAUUGGUGCUAUGGUCAUUGCUCCAACAAGAGAACUAGCGACUCAGAUUUACAAAGUCAUAAACUCGAUCCUGGCAUUCCAAGGAGGCGAGGAAGGCGCCGAGGACGAGAGCAAGCCCACAAAACGACUACGGUCUCAGUUAUUGAUCGGAGGCGCUUCGAACGUGAACGCGGACGUGGAAACGUUUUUGGAUAAUAACUCGCAUAUUGUGGUUGGCACGCCAGGACGGCUGCUGGAAUUUAUAAAGUCUCCGAAAGUGCAGGUGUCUAAUCUCGAAGUGUUGGUGCUGGACGAAGCAGAUCGAUUGCUGGAGUUGGGGUUCGGACAGACGUUGGAUGGUAUUAUACGACGUCUUCCAAAGCAGCGACGGACAGGACUUUUCUCGGCUACCGUCUCUGAUGCAGUUGGUGAGCUUGCCCGUGCGGGACUACGGAAUCCGGUAAAGGUGGUGGUGAAGACGGGAAACGGAUCGGGGGAGCAGAAAGUACCCACGACGUUGCAUGUGUCGUACACCGUUCUCACUCCGGAAGACAAGCUGCCUGCGCUGAUUGAGUACCUAAACACACUGACCUACAAAAAGACGAUUGUUUACUUUGCGACGUGUGCUUCGGUUGUGUAUUUCUACUCUGCGCUGUCGAAUCUCAAGUCAAGUGUGAUUUCUGAUGAGCUAAGCAUCUUUUCACUUCACGGCAAGCUUCCGCAGGGUCCGCGGACAAAGACGCUAAACAACUUUAUUUCCAGCUCGAGUCGGUCAGUAUUGUUGACGACAGAUGUGGCCGCGCGUGGGCUUGAUAUUCCAGAGGUGGAUAUCGUUAUCCAAUUUGACGCGCCGUACGAGGCAAAUAUGUUUCUGCACCGCGCAGGUCGCGCUGCACGAGCAGGCCGGUACGGCGAGGGAUAUCUGAUGUUGUCCGAGGGUCGAGAGGAGGAUUAUAUCGAGCUACUGAGAGUGAAGAAGGUAAAGAUUUCCGAGGCAGAAAGACCGUCGCUCGAGAAGAAGCGGGCAAAGUUCUACAAGUUACUGCGGAAGUGGAUGCUGGAAGACCGAGAACGACACGAUCAGGCGGUGAAGGCGUAUGUCAGUUAUGUGCGGUUUUAUACGAAACACACGAUGACGUCUAUUUUCCGCAUGAGCGAGUUUGAUUUUUUGGGGUACGCGCGUGCGUAUGGCUUGCUUAGGCUGCCAAGUAUGCCGGAGCUGAAGACUCUGGAGGGGCUUCCUGAGGGAGGAUGGUUGGAGAAGGAUUUUGAUAUGAGUGCGUAUACCUAUAAAGACAGCAAAAGAGAAGAGCAACGCCAGAUUGAGAUCAAAGAGAAAGAAGCAAAGACAGCGGCAGCCAAGGCCAAGUCCGAGUCCAAGUCUAAAGCCAAGGAGAAGCCCUCACUCCCCAACACGCCGUGGUCAGCGAAAGCCGAGCGGCAGGAGAAGAGGGAGGAGCGGCAUUCGAAGAAGCAGAAGCGGGCGAUUGCGGUUGCGCAGGUAAAGGUUGGGGAAGAGAGCAGUUCGGAUGAGGAGAUGGAGGAUGAUUGGAAGAAGAUGGUGAGUGAGCGGAAAGCGAAGAAGCAGAAGACGGUGCCUGUUUUUGAUCUGUGAACAGUGUGUAUAUAUAUCUACUACAUACAUUACAUCUACAUCUACAUCUAUAUAUAUAACUAUACAAAAC